Messenger RNA from Poecile atricapillus (Black-capped chickadee), 863 nucleotides. RefSeq names its product serine/threonine-protein kinase PAK 3-like. The transcript has 8 exons. The annotation marks the transcript as partial. Gene Ontology annotation, cellular component: cytoplasm. Gene Ontology annotation, biological process: regulation of axonogenesis; regulation of actin cytoskeleton organization; protein phosphorylation. Gene Ontology annotation, molecular function: protein serine/threonine kinase activity; ATP binding. Lineage: Eukaryota; Metazoa; Chordata; Aves; Passeriformes; Paridae. The record is from RefSeq and is a predicted model, not a curated record.
UGCUUUGUUCUGUUUGACUUGAGGUGGACGUGUUGAUAUCUCACCUGGCAGCCUGCGAAGGCUUCCAGCAAAUGCCUGGUGAUGAAGAGCCCCAAGGUCGGCGGGAGGCACAGAUCUACACAGGCUCUUCCAUUGAAUCUGCUGCAGCAGCAGCAGCAGCAGCAGCAUCUAAAGGAGCCUUUGUUCCCCAAGCUGAGCAGUGGAGCCCGGGCAGUUUCUCCAUUUCCAGCAGUGACACAUCUGCUGCUCAGCUACAGGAGAGCCAGGGAGACUUCCUGGAGCAACUGAGGAGAAUGGUGAACAAGGAAAAUCCCGUCACAAAAUACAUUGAACUGGAAAGUCUUGGCAGCGGGGGUUUUGGAGAGGUUUCCAGAGCACUUGACACUGCCACAGGAGGAGAGGUGGCCAUAAAGAAAAUAAGUGUGCAAGGAGUGAGGAGGAAGAUACUAACCAUGAAUGAAAUCAGGAUCAUGGAGAGUAAUAGGAGUCCCAGGGUCGUGAAUUACUUAGCCAGCUACCUUGUGCAUGAGGAACUCUGGCUGGUGAUGGAGUACAUGGACGGAGGCACUCUGAGAGAUCUCAUCGACGAGGCUCAAAUGUCUGAAGAAGAGAUUGCAGCUGUCAGUCGGGAGUGCCUGCAAGGACUGGAUUUUCUUCACUCCAACCACGUGAUCCAUCGAGAUGUGAAGAGCAACAACAUCCUUCUCAGAACCGACGGCUCUGUCAAGCUGGCUGAUUUUGGCCUUUCUGUUCAGCUCACCCCUGAGAAAAAUCAACGGUGCUCAGUGAUCGGGACUCCUUGGUGGAUGGCACCUGAAGUGGUGAAGCAUCAACCAUAUGGCCCCAAAGUGGACGUGUGGUCU